GAAUUUUCUCGAGACUAUUAGCUAAAGUCAAGCAUACAUUGGAAGCUAGAUAUCUAGGACAACUCGCUUAAGGUGAGACAAAUAUUGUCAAUGGCAUUUCAGUUAAAAUUAAGUAUGCGUGCAAGUCCAAUAUAGCUAAGAAGGUCUUUCUUUUUAUGAAUUCCUUUUUCGACCUUAUAGAAAUUUGUGUUUUAUUUUAGUUGUGAGGUGGCCGAAUUUUACGAAAAGAAUUCCUUGCAAGUUUCUUAUGUUGCGUUUCAUCAGUCGAAAGUUUGUCUGGAUUAAGUGUAAAGGAAUUUAUUAUUCUAUGCGCAGAAAAUAUAAAGAAAAAUGUGUCCCAAAAGUAUAACUAUUUCUGUCUAUGAUUUUCAUUAAUUCGCAAAUAUAUUUCUUCACAACUUCCAACAGUAUAUGCACCUGACAAAUAUGAAAUCUUGUAUAGCACAAAUCUUCCAUUGAUCAAAAUUUAAAAUUCAAAAAAUACCUUCAUACCAUGCCAGGUUGACAGUCUAAAUGGCACUAAAUGGUAUUAAUUCUAAUUUCAGAAAUUGACAUGCAAUGAAAAAUCUAUUAAAUAACUCAAUUUAGAGGUCUGUGGUUUACGCAGCCUAGCAUUGACCCGAGGCUGGGACAAACAGAGAAUGUAGGGUAGAAGUCGUUUAGCUAGCUGCUUUAAAGCUCGUGCAUCAGUAAAUAUAUUUGCCACGGAGAUAUUGGAACAUAUUAUUCGCAAUCGACAUUUGACGUUACCCUUAUAUUCUAUCUCCCACUUCUUAAAAACAGAGAAAUAAGGAUGUUUAAGGAAAUACCGGGACGAAAUGCACCUUGCCAAGGAACGCACCUCAUUGCUGCAUGGAAUGAAAAAAAAAAUGAAUGAAUGAAAAGACCUGCUGUAUCAACAAAAAAAAAAAAGACGGGAGCUAUUUUCCACAAAAUGUUGACUCUUUAUGUAUGCAAAGGAAAAUUGCCCUUGCGUGCGAUGUUAGUCUAAGCUUAUUGGUUUUCUUUUCCGCGACGAUGCUGGCGUAGAAGGUUUGGUAAACCAUAUGAAGUCAUGUUUUUGCACAUAAAAUAACAUAUCCUACGACUGCGAACUUUAAGUUGAUAUUACAAAUUUUUGUACUUUUUUUUGUCAUUUAAUAUUAUUUUUGACUUGUAUUGCUUCGGUUUAAUUUAUUUUACCCUCGCAUUCCAAUGUAAAAACAUAAAAUAUCAAAUAAAGUAUUCACAACCAUUGCACAGUCAUUUGUCGAAGAGCCCGGUAAUGAAUGAACGCUUACUUUUGAACUCAAGAUGGUAUCAGAGAUAUAAUUCCGACGUGAAUGUGCAAGAGAAUGAAUAAAUAAACGUGUAUAUUCUUUUGAUUAACAAAUUAUUGUGAUAUUCAAUUAUAGACGCAUCAAAAUGAUGCGAAAGUUCAAAUUGUAAUUUUUAUUUUUAUUUUUUACAAUUAUUAUUUUUUUGUAAAUAUCGCACCUGGUACGCCAAUGAAAUGAUAAAACGAAACUAUAAGGUAUAAGGUAAAGCCGAGAAAAUUAGGUAAACGCUAUUGCCGUAUAGAUAGGCGACUUAAGCGCGUUUGGACGCCUGAUGUUUUCCGCCUGAAAUCAUAAAUUAUGUAUACCACACAAAGUCAGUGAAAGUCGUUAAUAUUCAAACAAAGACCGAAGUCAGUUUCUCUCGAUGCGGCAAAACGGUUCAAUUUGGGCCAAAAUGUGUGGAUAGGUAUAAAGCGGAGAAGUUAUGGAUACUUAAGGGUCAAUUUUGAUCCACUAUAGAAGCCACGUUUAACGAUCUCAAUCCCAUUUCACCUGUUUUGCUCACUAGGUUGUUGUUACCGCGCGGUGGUUAGUGGGCCAUCCGCGUUUUCCCGCUGCGUCCAAUUUUUUGUUUACACUUUUGGUAAUUUUGCAUUUUGUAUGCUUUCGCAGGAACGUGGAAGUGCAAAUAGAACUUGGGGCGAUAUAGCGGCUGUUAUUUCAUUGCAAAGGUAAGUUGAAGUUUAAAUAAGAAGUAUCACGCUCCUAGAAUCUUAACAGAGGAACAAAUACGUAAUAAAUCAUUUCUUUCCUGCAUGGGCACUCACUCUUUAAAACAUCUCAAGCGGAUAUGAUUUUAUAUUUUUAAGGUGCACUGCAGUGGAGAUAAUAUUUAUGUUUUUAGCGCCUUAGUCUUGAUAACUAUAGUCUCCCUUAACAACUCGUUCUGAAACCCUUGUAUUUAUAUUUGGCUGAGAAAAAAGGAGAAGAAAAUCUUUAUCACCAAAACAAUGCACAACAACCUAUCUAAAAGACUGAAAUUUUAAGCAGAAAUCCUCAAUGGUACAGCAUGGAUGUUAUCUAUUCGCAUUCGAAAAUAAAAGUUUAUCAUUAAAACCGGCCUAAAAAUAACCAUUAUGAAUUCGAUUUCCUUCAGCUGCAAGAAGAAAGUCAUUUUGCCAAUACAAAAAGAAAUCACACUUCCAUGUUUUCAAGUACCUGAAAUCUUUAUCCACCAUCACUAGUCAAAUUGUUAAAGUGGAAGAGGUCGCCUGUGAGGUAUUUUGUGUAAAUAAAGUGAAGACCUGCCAUUUUGAUUUAUUCUCGUUUGAAUAAAUUACUCCAUUUGAAAUUAUAUUGACAAAAAAUAUACGGAGCGUUUGCUUAAACAAAAUUUGAAUUAGGUGGAAAUAACUUAGGCCGUAAAAUAUUGACGUUUCACUGAAUACCUGGCUUGCAUUUUGCGACAGUUUAGACUUUGUAUGUUUUUAAUCCAUUAACUUCUUGUGGUUUCACUUAUUGCAUUGCGUACUUGUCGAGUUUCUUUUUAUAUAUAUAUAUUCCUUUUUUUCGCACUGCUUAUUUGCAUUCGUUCGUGACAACGGCAUCAAUUUCCUAACACUGUUAGCACUGACCUUGUAAUAAAAUAUAGAAAUAAGAGUCCGUAACACUAUUUUGCUAAAAAAUUCGACACUAGUGCUUUAUGUUCAUCUUGUCACUACGGAGUAUUCGCUACCGAAUAUUGCAGUUAUUACUCACAUCUAUUUGCUAAUCAGUUCAGUUGGUUGGCAGGGUAAUGAAAGUUGACCACUAUGUUUUUUAAUGCAAUUGCAAUUAUCUUGCGUGGUGUUAAGAUCGAUUUUUUCAGUCGAUUCGAGUCACUCCUCAUGUUUCUCAGAAGUAUUCGAUUCCAGUUUGUAGCUAAGUAUGUUUUCCUGUUCAUUGGUAAGAGUUAUACUUUCUUUCCGUUUUUUUUUUUACCAUUUUCUGUUAUUGAGGGAGCAAUGGUAACCUAGGAGGAAAUUAAAAUAACUUCAAAUCAAAUUGUUACGAAAAAUUAAACAAACACACGUCGUAGGUUAUUAUCAAGUCAAUUUAGUCAUUUUAUAAAACAGAAAAUCAAUCUUUCUGAACAAGAAGAUGGAAUAUCCCUUUAAUAGUUCCGGCUCUCACUUUCAUUUAAAUUAUAUUAAUAUUACACACUCUUGCCAUUUCAUAAUCAUCAAAUCAACACCAUGCUCUUAAUUAUAGCAAAUUAAAUAUAAAAAGGCUUUAAUUAUAUUAUUCAUGACUAAAACUAAUACAUUUGGUGCUAAUAAAAGGUAAAUCCUUUUUUUUGGUAUCAUACGUACGUUGCUAAUGGACUUAAAAAGCGGCAUAUCUGCGAAACAUUAUAAUGCCUUUUAAAUAUGAAACAUAAUUUUUUUUUAUUCAAUGAACAGAAAGAUAGCUGGAUCUUUCGCGUAAAUCCAAUAAAUGAUUAAGCAGAGGAAAACUGCAAAACGCUCCAUUUAUUUUUCCAUGUGCGAUACAUGCAAAUGUGUCAUAAAGACGCUGAGUUUGUAAUAUCACUAUCUCUACGUAUGGUGGGCAAGGAGCUAUCGCGUUGGACAUUCAACUGCAUUGGUACUGAUACUCUUUUCCUCUUUUCCAUGUUAGAGUAUUUACAGGUGAACUUAAGAGAGGGAGGCGAUGCCACCGCUGUCACAACUCAUCCAGGGCGCAGAGUAUGACAAAGUGCGCUUCAAAUGAUCCACGUUUAUGUUGAUAAUGGGAGGGGCUGUUGAAGGGUGUGCCUUAUUUCUUUGCAGUUCCCAUUCCUAAACCAUUCUCAACUAAAACCAUUCUAACUUUUGUUUCAGGUACCAUUGCUUAUCAGCUACACGGACUGGAAAAGGAUAUCAGGAAAAAUGCUUGGUCACUGAAUAAUGGUGACAGGCUGUCACGAUGGAGGAGUAAUCCAAGCAAACAAAAGAACCUUAUCUAAACUUUGGAAUGCUUGCAAACAUGGAGAUGUUAAAACAGUCGAACGCUUAACAAUCAAAAAAGCUGGUGCUAACGCAAAGGCUCAUGGCAUGGCUCUCAUUCACAUAGCUGCCCGAUAUGGUAACACCAAUACUGUCAGGUAUUUGCUCUCCUUAGGGGCCAAUGUUAACGCGGUGGACGAAGAAGGUUGGACAGCUCUUCACUGGGCUAGUGCUGGCGGACAUGUAACUGUUAUGCAACUUUUGUUGGUCCAUGGUACGGAUCCCAACGUAAAAGCCAAAACGGGUGCUACCCCUUUACAUCUCGCUGCAUCAAACGGCCAUGAAAACGCUGUGAACCUUCUCCUUACAUUCGGCUGCGACGGAAAUGUAGUGGAUGGCAAUGGCAGAAAUUCGAUGUUUCUUGCAAGCAGAGGCGGCCAUGUUCCUGUAAUAGAGGUUCUUUUGAAGCAUGGCAUUAAAUCCAAUGUACCACUCAAAAACGGACCUACGCCAGUUCACACUGCAGCAAAAAAUGGUCAUUCCAAAGCCGUGGACUUCCUAAUUGCCUGUGGUGCUGAUGUCGAUGUGGUUGAUAAAGACGGUUGGAAUGCGCUGCACUCAGCUUGUCAGAAUGGUCACGUGGAUGUGGUGGAAACACUGCUCAAGACUGGAAUGGAGGCUGAUACUAGAAUAAACGGCGGUUGUACCCCAUUAAUGAUCGCAGGUUGCCACGGGCAUCCAGAGGUAGUGGAGUUUUUAAUCUGUAAGGGAGCUCACCCAAACAGUUCAGACAAAUUUGGAUGGACGGCCUUGCAUUUCGCUUGUCUCGGAGGUCACUUGACUGUCAUUCGAGAGUUACUUAAAGCAGGCGUCAACGUCAACGCUCGAACCUCACAAGGGACACUUCCUAUUCACAUUGCAGCUCGUUAUGGCCAGGGGGAAGUGGUGAAAUACUUGAUGAGAAAGAACGCCGACAUAAUGGGCACGGAUAAUGACUACUGGAAUAUACUUCAUUACGCUGCUCAGGGUGGUAAAUUGCCUCAAGUUGUCAUGGAGUCAAUUAUUAGUCAAGGUGUUGACAUAAAUGCACAAUCACUUUUAGGAAUCACUCCGCUCCAUAUUGCAGCGCGGCAUGGUCAUCAAGACGUGUUGGAUUUUCUUUUGUCUCAAAAUUCGGACCUUCUGGCAAAGGACAACCAGGGAUGGACUGCCUUACAUCACGCUUGUAAAGGAGGCCACCUUUUUGUCGUGGACAAACUAUUCCACAAGGGAAUCGAUCCCAACUAUGGAACUUACUCCGGUCUAAGCCCUAUUGGAAUUGCGGCACUGCGUGGGAACAAAGAAUGCUUGGAAUACUUACUUUCAGAGGGUGGGGACCUAAAUGGCGUGGACAAUGAAGGCGUUACUGUACUUCAUUUUGCCAGCCAAGGGGGUCAAACAGACCUGAUCGAAUCAUUAAUUAAUUGCGGAAUGGAGCCAAACGUUCAAGCCAACAAUGGGCUAGUUCCAAUUCACUCUGCGGCCUUUAAUGGCCAUGCAAGUGCCCUAAACUUCCUCGUUUCAAAAGGAGCUGAUAUUAAUGCUGUCGAUAACCAAGGGUGGAACGUGUUACACUUUGCGUGUCAAAAUGGACAUGUCAUCGCAAUAGAAACAAUUCUCGAGCUAGGUCUAGAUCCCAAUGCAAAAACAAAAGAAGGUAGAACUCCGCUUCACAUUGCAACGAUUCACGACCACCCAGAAGCCGUGCGGUUACUUCUUUCAAAGGGAGCUGAUGAACACGUCCAUGACAAUGACGGAUGGAACGCAUUACAUACCGCAAGUCAUCAUGGCCAUAUAGCAAUACUGGAGCUUCUCCUCGAACUGGGUGUAGAGGUGGACUGUUUAACCAACGAUAAUUUGACGCCAUUACUUCUGGCUGCCAAAGCUGGUCAAACUGAAGUCAUAAUUUCUCUGUUGUCUCGUGAAGCUAAUCAAGACGCUAGUGACAACAGUGAAAAUAAGGCGAUUCAUCUAGCGAGCCUGGGGGGUUAUGUGAAAGUUGUAGAAACACUUCUCGAGCAUGGAGUGAGCCCUAAUCAGAAAACACAAAAAGGUGUUACUGCAAUGCAUUGUGCGGCAUCAAGAGGUAAUGGUGACAUUAUUAACUGUCUCUUAGAGAAGGGUGCAAACAUGUACGAAGUUGACAACGAAGGUUGGAAUACUUUGCAUUACGCUUGUAAAGGUGGCCACGAAGAAGUAAUUGAAAUGCUUAAGAGGCUUGGCAUGCCUUUAAACUGCCAAGCGGGAGACGGUUCAGUUCCUCUGCAUAUCGCCUCCCGCUACAGUCAUCCGGAACUAGUGAACUUUUUACUGACACAUGGAGCUGACAAACAGGCUGUGGAUAAGAAUGGGUGGAACGCCCUUCAUCACUCCGCUAAAGACGGAACAGUGGCUGUUGCCGAUCUCCUUCUCAAACAAGGAGGAGAGAUGAUUGUGAAGCGGACUCACGAUGGAGACACAGCUAUUGGUAUAGCCGAGAAAGAAGGAAACAGGGAUGUGCAGCAGUUUCUAAAUAGUUUUGUUUCGAACCACUUGACUAUUACAAGCAAUAACGACAGAAAACACGCCUACUGCGUCAUUCUGUAAGCCCUAACGUUAGGUGGAAAUUGCUACUUUUGAAUCGUCUUGAUUAGGGAAAUUCCUCUGGGAAAAUUGCAGAGAACACUCCCGUUAAUUGCUGUUAAUUAAUCAAUGAGGGGAGAAGUUUAUAGGGGAACAAUUAUCACACACAAGGUAUGAAUCUGAGAAAAGUAUAACAGAGCUUUGCCGAUUGUUAAACAAAAACCAAAAACAAAGCCAUGUAUGAGCCCUGAAAAUCCACAGUUAGGAAGGAAAAAGGAUUUUACCUUGUUUUUUGUCUAACCCAGUAUUCAGAUCAAGAUUGUUUGAUCUCUUUGGACGAGUAGAAGCAGAAACCAAGAGGCUUUUAACAAAUUUAAUACUUCCUCUAUUGUACUUGUUCGUCUCUAUUUCUCUUUAAGGACCUAGAAAUUAAGGCGCGGAUUCUUGGAUCCCCCAGUUUCAGUCGUCAUGGAGACACUGGAAAAUGAAGGGGAAUUGAUCGUCAAACUGAAUAGAGAGAUGCUAGAAGUUUAACCUGAACUUUGCAAAAUUACAUGAUUCUUUUAAUUCAGCACCAAGAUAGAAAGUAAAACUUUUAUUGAAUUCUGUCUUCAUUUUAUUCUAAAAUAUAAAAAUGGGAUUCCACACCUGAAGAUGAUUUGUCAUGAAAGAUGUACAAUGGUAACAUAACUCGUCUAGGACAAACAAUUGCCAUAUUGGAACGAUACCAGUUGCCAUGCAUGCUUCAAGGGAAAAACGUGAUUUUUGGUUGAUAUUGCGGAAUCUCUUUCAGAACUUUCAAAUUCAGUUUGGAAAACAUUGUAGAAUAAAUGGAAUAGUGCAAUAAUUGAAUAUUUCAUUUGAAUGAUCACGCCACAGGAUUCUUUUCACAGGUUUUAAAGGUGUUACUUUACAUUUCUAGUCCAUAACUGUCUUUGGAAAGCAUUCGAAAUCAAAACGGGCGCUUUCCACUUUGCGGGCACUAUCUAGUUUGAAAUAAAAUUAAUGAACCAUUAAAAAUACCUCAAGUCUAGUUCGUAGAUAAAGAUAGCUUUUUGUUUCUCAAUUUUAAUGGAUGAAAUACUGGUAGCUUUCCUCAAUGCCCUUGAGUUGCCUCCUUAGUGAAGGUGCACUUUGAUCGACUUUUAACCCUUUAAGCCCUAAGAGUGAUCAGCAUCAAAUUUGUCCUUUUAAUAUCAAUGCUUUGUAAAACAGAGUGGUCAUGAGAAUUGCGGACAUGAUCACACAAGAUAUAUUUGCUUGAUAUUUAAACACCUUCUAGCCACUACUUCUGUAGUAAAUGAAUGAGGCAACAAAUGAGAAUUCAAAUUUUGAUCUUAGGGUUUAAAGGGUUAAAGGGGGGGGGGGGGGGGGGGGGGUAUAAAAGAAAAGGGGGAACCCACCCCCCCCUUUUCCCCAAAACANUUGACUAAGGAGGGAAUGAGUCUUCUUUUGAGAACAGAAUAAUGUAAAAAUGGAGGGCUAUAUAUACAAUAGACCAGUUUGCAAAAUAUGCAUGACCUAAACUGAACACAAAUCGAUCUGUCAAUUAGGAUUAGAAUCAAUCUAAAUAAGUGGAGGAGAGAGGCAACCCGAGAGCCACUUACAGUUUAAUUUUCACUCUGAUUAGGCUUCUGAAAACAAG
Messenger RNA from Porites evermanni, 8471 nucleotides. NCBI's taxonomy places the organism in Eukaryota, Metazoa, Cnidaria, Anthozoa, Scleractinia, Poritidae. The record is from the annotation of a GenBank genome assembly.